CUUCAUGGCAAGUCCGCUGUUUCUCGCGAACGCUCUUGCCGUCUAACAGCAGAGUUUACAGCGCGACAGCGUUCCAGAAACAGCGUCUCCAACCAUUUUAUGUGAGGAAUGCGAGUUUACAUUUUCUCCCCAUCGAAAGAUCUGCUGGCCUUUCACGUCGGAAAACAUUCGUUCAAUUAUGCUCCCAGCUCAACGGAAGCUUCAUUGUUAUCGGAAUGGAUAGAGGAAGCUGAGAGCGAACAUGGAAGAUACACCGGUGAAAUCGAUAGGCUGAGAUCCAUAAUGAAAAAGCUGGAGAGGGAGAGGGCGUAUCUUCAACGGUAUAUUGAUGAGUACCGUACCCUUCUCUCUCCGAUUCGUAAACUCCCACCAGAGAUUUUAACGGAGAUAUUCUCGCUGCAUUGCCAGGCUCCGAGUUGGCUGCGACGGCCGGUUAUAGCACCACCGAUGAUAAUCGCACAGACCUGUUCGUUUUGGAGGCAAUUAGCUCUCGAUACACCCUUGUUAUGGGCCUCAUUCCACGUCACUCUUUCGCCCUUUCCGGGGAAUAUUCAGUUACUCAGCACUUAUCUUCACCGGUCCAAGGAUCUGCCCUUGACUGUCGAACUUGAUUACAGGGAGCCGAAUGAUUGUCUUGUUCUCAAGACCCUUUUGGAACAUUCUUGGAGGUGGAAGCGCUUUCUCUUGUACGGUGCUGACCGCCUGAGUUCUAUCGAGUCGCCACUCAUCCUUCCGUUAUUGAAAUCACUCGAACUUUCAACGAUCACAUCCUCCAGGGUCACUUCCAUCUUCAAAAAUGCGUUGGCGCUGAAAAGGUUGACUUUGGAUAAUGUCUCUGUCCACACAAUCGAACUGGAAACUCUUCCCUGUUCGCGGUUGACUUCGGUCACUGUCAGACGCCUUUCUGUCAGCGACGCCUUGCACGUUCUUCACAAUUGCCCCAACGUAGAGAAAGUGACCAUUUCCACUCGCAAUUUCACGCACUGGCUACACGGCGCCGUGCAUUUUGACCAACCUGUCCGUUUAUCCUCGUUGACCACAUUGACAUUCACGACAGAGCUCUUCUGUCCCCUCUUUAGGAAUCUCAUUACCCCAUCGCUGACCACGUUGACGGUUGCUGCUCCCACUGAGCCGUACGAUAUGGAAGUUUGGCCACAAAGUGAAUUCGUUGCGUUCCUGCAGAGAUCUGCCUGCCCGUUACGGUAUCUCAGUCUCGUGAACAUCGAGCUGAGUGACGCUGACCUACUCUCGAUUUUCCAACACACUCCUUUACUCACUCAUCUGAGUGUCAAGGAGAAUCCCAGACCUGAUCUUCCGGGUCUGAUCACGAACCGUGUUCUCCGUCGCCUUACCUUCCCGAAGACUUCUGCAAAUACUCAAUACCCACCCCUCCCUCAUUUGCAGUUCAUUGACUUCGUCACGCACCCAUCACGGAUAGACUAUGGUCUUAUGAUCGAUUUGUUGUCGUCGAGGUCCUCUCCUCUCGCGAAAAGGCAUGGAUUUUCGGUACUCAAAGAUGUCUCGGCGAGGCAGGGAUUCAUCAAUGCUUCAGAGAGCGAGGUUCCUCACCAUGUCAUCCCAAGAGUUGAUGUUCCGUUGAUGCCAUUAAUCGAUGGGAUAACGAAUCGUAUAUUUGCUCUGGGUGGUUCAAUCGUGACCCCCGUUUUUUCUUCAAUUCGUUUGAUAAUACCGAUCGCAUGAUAAAGACAAUCUUUAUGAUUUUGAGACUGCGUUUUGUAAUGUAUUGCAUAUCAUUCGCCCGGCUCUUCCUGUAACUCGUUGUAUAUACCAACUGGGCGAUGAGGUGACAAACGCGCGACCUUUCUAGACCUUCCUUCGUAC
Messenger RNA from Marasmius oreades (fairy-ring Marasmius), 1842 nucleotides. RefSeq lists its product as uncharacterized. Lineage: Eukaryota; Fungi; Basidiomycota; Agaricomycetes; Agaricales; Marasmiaceae. The transcript has a single exon. The record is from RefSeq and is a predicted model, not a curated record. Bases 109 to 1701 code for a protein of 530 amino acids.